Messenger RNA from Lingula anatina, 717 nucleotides. RefSeq lists its product as uncharacterized. The record is from RefSeq and is a predicted model, not a curated record. Lineage: Eukaryota; Metazoa; Brachiopoda; Lingulata; Lingulida; Lingulidae.
AUGGGAUUAGGUGCAUGUCUAUUACAAGAUGGUCAACCUAUUGCUUAUGCCUCACAUGCAUUAACUGAUACAGAGACGAGAUACACACAGAUCGAAAAGGAACUUUUAGCUGUUAUGUAUGCAGCAACAAAGUUUCACCAUUAUAUUUAUGGCAAUGAGGUUAUGGUGGAGAGUGAUCACAAACCCCUAAAGGCAAUUAUAAGGAAACCACUACACCAGGUGUCUCCUAGAAUGCAAAUGAUGUUGUUAAAAUUGAUGAAAUACAAUCUAUGCGUGACAUGUGUACCAGGUUCAAAGUUGUACAUUGCAGACACGCUGUCACGUGCGUAUGUUGAUGACACAUCUAAGGAGAGCAUAGAUUCUCAGUUAGAAGGGGGACAGUACAGGAUUCAUACUGUUACUCAGUAUUUGCCAGCAUCCACGCACAGGAUUCAGGAACUUCGAGAAGCUACUCAGAGUGACCACAGCCUCCAGCUGGUCCAUAACCAUAUUGUGAAUGGUUGGCCUCAGCAUAAGUCUUCCCUAGCACCAGAAAUUCAGGCAUAUUGGAAUUUAAGAGGACAAAUGCAUGUGGAGGAAGGACUGAUAUAUGCUGGAGAGCAACUUAUAAUUCCUGUUGCCAUGAGACAAGAAAUGCUUGUUACACUUCAUGAAGGGCAUGCUGGCAGUGAAAAGUGCAAAGCACCAGCCUCUGAAAUUACGUAUGUAUUGGCCUAA